GAUAUUUGUCUUAGGAAAGUUAAACUACCUUAUGGCCCCUCCUUAACUAAAGCUCAAGAAUAUGACGUAAAACUAAGGUAGUAUAAAAAUCAGACUGGACCAGGGAAUUGUCACACCAUACCUGUGGAGCGUUCGGCACUCCGCAACACCACUAUGGGGACUUUAAAUUUAAUAACUGUAACGUUAACAAUAUGGCUCACUCUAUCUAUUGGACUGGUUGCUUCACAAACGACCGUAGCGAUCAUUGAACCGUUGACGAAAACCCAACUGAUUUCAGGAAUUGCAUCAGCGCAUAACGAGCUUGUCUGCAGCACGUGGGGAAAUUACCACUUCUUGACCUUCGAUGGAGACGCUUUCCAACUCCCAUCCACAUGUAACCACAUCCUGACGUCGCAGUGCGGGGGCAGCUAUGAAGAAUUUAACGUUCAGAUGAGACGGGCGAUCGUGAACGGCAAGCCCACGAUCAGCAAAAUCACCCUGAAGCUGGACGGCACAGUGGUGGAGCUCGUUAAAGGCUUAAUCAGCGUCAACGGCCAACCGGUCAGUGUACCGUAUGUCAGUGGCGGAGUUCAUAUUGAAAGGCUCAGCUCUUAUCUCGCCAUCAAAUCCACAGUAGGGCUAACAGCCUUGUGGAAUGAAGAUGAUGCCUUCAUGAUCGAAUUAGAUUCAAAGUACAAAAAUCAGACGUGUGGGCUUUGCGGCGACUUCAACGGAGUCCCGGGUUACGAUGAACUAAUUAAGAAUGGUGUGUCUCUCUCUCCUACUGAUUAUGGAACUCUCUGGAAGAUGGACGGACCCACAGAAAGUUGUGACGACGAACCUGUAGAAGAAUAUAAGAACUGCGGAGAUGAGAAUUUCUGCCGCCAGCUGUUCCUCAGGGAGGAGUUCAGCAGCUGCAACUCUCUGGUGUCGGUCGAUGUGUUUGUGACAGCAUGUAUGGAGGAUCUCUGCCAGUGUAACACAACUACAGACUCGUCCUGCUUGUGUCAAACUGUAGCAGAAUAUUCGCAUCAGUGCGUCCACGCAGGAGGGAGACCACAAAACUGGAGGUCUGACGUCUUCUGCCCCAAGUCAUGCCCAGAUACCAUGGCGUAUACAGAGUGUGGGAGCCCAUGUACCGAUACCUGCUCGAACUCUGAGAGAGGAGAGGUGUGUGACGAACACUGCAUUGAUGGAUGCUUCUGUCCUCCAGGCACUGUGUGGGACGAUGUCACCAACUCCAGCUGUAUUCCAUUGAGUUCAUGCUCCUGUGUUCAUGAAGGACAAGUUUAUAAGUCUGGGGAAAAUUACGCAGCUAGCUGCAGAGAAUGCACCUGCUCAGGAGGUCAGUGGACAUGUGUGUAUAAAGAUUGCCCUGGUACCUGCUCGGUUUUGGGAGGUUCGCACAUCAUAACGUUUGACGAAAAACCCUACACGUUUCCCGGAGAGUGUUCGUACGUUCUUGCAAAGGAGUGCUCAGGUGUCGAUUUCACCAUUCUGGGUGAUUUGAUUAAAUGUGGCCUGUCUGACAGCGAGACCUGCCUGAAAACAGUCACCCUUGCGUUAUCACAAGGCAGUAAGGUGAUCCGAGUGGACUCGACUGGGAACGUUGACGUGGACAGGAUUUACACACAGCUUCCACUUUUUACAGCUGAAGUGAGCAUCUUCAAGCCAUCAUCAUUCUACAUCGUCAUCAAGGUCAUCAGCGUGAACCUUCUUCUAGAGAUCCAGCUCGUUCCCAUCAUGCAGGUUUUCAUCACGGUGGAUAGAGCUUUUCAAGGACAAACAUGUGGACUUUGUGGCAAUUUCAACAACAUCCAGGCCGACGAUUUCACCACGGCUGGUGGACUUAGAGAAGGAACGGCGGUGGAUUUUGCCAACACCUGGAAGACCAGAGCAAACUGCCCAGACAUCCAGAGAACCUUCGAGAACCCGUGCAGUUUGAGCACUGAAAAUGAGAAAUACGCGCAGCACUGGUGCUCCCUGCUCUCAGAUCCUAACGGAGUUUUCGCCAGCUGCCAUUUAGAAAUCAGCCCUGACACCUACAAAUCGAACUGUAUCUAUGACUCGUGUAACUGUGAGAAGUCAGAGGACUGCAUGUGUGCUGCACUGUCUUCGUACGCACAUGCAUGUGCUGCUAAAGGGAUCGUCCUCAACGGCUGGAGAGAUGCUGCUUGCAAGAACUACACAGUGUGCCCUAGCACCUUAGUUUACUCAUAUGAAAUGACCAGCUGUCAGCGUACAUGCCGCACCAUCGGGCAGAACGACUACGUCUGCAGCAUCAGCACCACGCCAGUGGACGGCUGCGGGUGCGAAUCGGGCACCUACAUGAACGAAAAAGGAAUUUGCGUUACGGCAAACAACUGCCCAUGUUACGAUUCAAACACAGUCAUUCAGCCUGGCGAGAUCAUUAGCAAAGACGGCACCACAUGCUCAUGUAAGCAAGGCAAACUGAGCUGCAUCGGUGUCCUGAGAGUGCAAGAAUGUGCUGAAUCUAUGACAUACUUCAACUGUUCCACCUCUGCUCCCGGAAGCAAAGGCUCUGAAUGUCAGAAGAGCUGCCAGACACUGGACAUGGACUGUAUCAGCACAGAGUGUGUGUCCGGCUGUGUGUGUCCCUCUGGCCUGGUGUCAUACAACGGUGGUUGUAUCACUGAAGACCUUUGUCCAUGUGUCCAUAACGGAGAGAAAUAUCAAGCUGGAGAGAGCGUUCAAGAUGGCUGCAACACAUGCACAUGUAAGGACAGAAAAUGGCAGUGCACCAUGAAUCAGUGCAGAGGGACAUGUAGCAUCUAUGGAGAUGGCCAUUACAUAACCUUUGAUGAAAAACAAUACACGUUUAAUGGAAACUGUGAAUAUGCCCUUGCUCAGGACUUCUGUAGUGGCAGUAGCAGCAACGGCACUUUCAGAGUCAUCACUGAAAACAUUCCCUGUGGAACAACCGGCACCACCUGCUCUAAAGCCAUCAAACUCUUCAUUGGAAGCAAUGAGCUGAUCCUCACAGAUGGAACAUACCAAGUGGUACAGAGAGGCAAUGGAGAUGAAAUCCCGUACCAGAUCCGCACGAUGGGAAACUACUUGGUGGUUGAGACCUAUAACGGCGUAAUGCUCGUAUGGGACAGAAAAACAACAAUAUACAUUGUGCUCAGUCCUGGCUUUAAUGGAAAUGUGUGCGGCCUGUGUGGAAACUUUGAUGGAAAUGCCAACAAUGACUUCACCACAAGAAGCCAAGAAGUUGUCAUUGACCAACUGACCUUCGGAAAUAGCUGGAAAGUGUCUCCGACUUGUCCAGAGGCAUUUGCCGUUCAAGAGCCAUGCACUAAUAAUCCGUACAGGGAGGCCUGGGCACAGAAACAGUGCAGCAUUAUAAAUAGUGACACUUUCGCCGCUUGCCAUUCAAAGGUGGAACCAGCUUCUUAUUAUUCCGCAUGUGUGAGUGAUGCAUGUGCUUGUGACAGUGGAGGAGACUGUGAGUGUUUCUGUACUGCUGUAGCAGCCUAUGCUAAGGCCUGUAAUGCUGCUGGAGUGUGUGUUUCCUGGAGAAGCCCAAAGAUUUGCCCAUUGUUUUGCGAUUACUACAACCCACCUGGUGAGUGUGAGUGGCACUACAAGCCUUGUGGUCACACAUGUCUGAAGACCUGCAGGAACCCCACAGGAAACUGCACAAUGAAGACUCCAGCACUGGAAGGUUGUUAUCCUGAAUGCCCAGAAGAUCUCCCCUUGUUCGAUGAGGAUAACAUGAAGUGUGUGGCAGAGGACCAGUGUGGCUGCUACGCUGAAAUGCUACGUUACGAUAUUGGGCAAUCUGUCCCUGCUAAGAACAACUGUCAGAAAUGCGAGUGCACAUCAAAUGGAGUGAGCUGCAAUUAUAAUGUAAACGCUUGUACAUGCCAACAUAAUAAUACUAUGUACAAGUAUGGAGACAUCAUUUACCACACAAUGGAUGGACUUGGAAACUGCAUUAUUGCUAUUUGUGCUGAGGAUGGAAACAUUAAUAAGACAGUGGCUCCUUGUGAAACUACAGUUGCCCCAACAGUACCAACAACACCACUGACUACAACAGCAAAGCCUACAACAGUAUUUGUUUUUACCACACCAGAAACAACAACUCCAAGUGCAACAACCACAGAAGCACCUACAGCAACUCCAGAAAUCACGACAAGUGAAACCACACAAAUCUCUGUGACAACAGCAACAACAGCAAUUGCUGCAAUCACAAAGACACCUAGCAUACUCACAGGCACAACAGGCACAACAGGCACAACAGUAAAAUUCACAACAUCAAUGGAAAGCAUGUCACCUUCCUUACCAACAGAAAUUACAAGCACAGCUCCACCAAAGACAACAGCCGUGCCGACAGGUGUACCGACUACUCAGCCUUUGGAAACUACUAUUGCCAAAGAAACCACUAUUUCCCCAGAAAAAACAACAUUGCCAAUUACAACUGCUCCCAUCACAACCACCACAGGACCAGAAGUAACGAGCAGUCUGCCUUCCACAGAGACCACCAUUUCACCAGAAAUAACAACAUUGACAACCAAACCAGUUGUAAAGGUAACCACAGUGCUUCCAGAAGUGACGACCGCUGAGGUUCCUACAUCUCCUUCCAAAGAGACCACAGGUCCAGCAGAAACAACAGCGCUGACCACCACAGCUGCUCCAAAGACAACAUCCGUGCCAACAGUUGUACCGACCACUCAACCUUUGGAAACUACUAUUGCCGAGGAAACCACUAUUUCCCCAGAAAAAACAACAUUGCCAAUUACAACUCCUCCAAUCACCACCACCACAGGACCAGAAGUAACGAGCAGUCGGCCUUCCACAGAGACCACCAUUUCACCAGAAAUAACAACAUUGACAACCAAACCAGUUGUAAAGGUAACCACAGUGCUUCCAGAAGUGACGACCACUGAGGUUCCUACAUCUCCUUCCAAAGAGACCACAGGUCCAGCAGAAACAACAGCACUGACCACCACAGCUGCUCCAAAGACAACAUCCGUGCCAACAGUUGUACCGACUACUCAGCCUUUGGAAACUACUAUUGCCAAAGAAACCACUAUUUCCCCAGAAAAAACAACAUUGCCAAUUACAACUGCUCCCAUCACAACCACCACAGGACCAGAAGUAACGAGCAGUCUGCCUUCCACAGAGACCACCAUUUCACCAGAAAUAACAACAUUGACAACCAAACCAGUUGUAAAGGUAACCACAGUGCUUCCAGAAGUGACGACCACUGAGGUUCCUACAUCUCCUUCCAAAGAGACCACAGGUCCAGGAGAAACAACAGCGCUGACCACCACAGCUGCUCCAAAGACAACAUCCGUGCCAACAGUUGUACCGACCACUCAACCUUUGGAAACUACUAUUGCCGAGGAAACCACUAUUUCCCCAGAAAAAACAACAUUGCCAAUUACAACUCCUCCAAUCACCACCACCACAGGACCAGAAGUAACGAGCAGUCGGCCUUCCACAGAGACCACCAUUUCACCAGAAAUAACAACAUUGACAACCAAACCAGUUGUAAAGGUAACCACAGUGCUUCCAGAAGUGACGACCACUGAGGUUCCUACAUCUCCUUCCAAAGAGACCACAGGUCCAGCAGAAACAACAGCACUGACCACCACAGCUGCUCCAAAGACAACAUCCGUGCCAACAGUUGUACCGACCACUCAACCUUUGGAAACUACCAUUGCCGAGGAAACCACUAUUUCCCCAGAAAAAACAACAUUGCCAAUUACAACUCCUCCACUCACCACCACCACAGGACCAGAAGUAACGAGCAGUCGGCCUUCCACAGAGACCACCAUUUCACCAGAAAUAACAACAUUGACAACCAAACCAGUUGUAAAGGUAACCACAGUGCUUCCAGAAGUGACGACCACUGAGGUUCCUACAUCUCCUUCCAAAGAGACCACAGGUCCAGCAGAAACAACAGCACUGACCACCACAGCUGCUCCAAAGACAACAUCCGUGCCAACAGUUGUACCGACCACUCAACCUUUGGAAACUACUAUUGCCGAGGAAACCACUAUUUCCCCAGAAAAAACAACACUGCCAAUUACAACUGCUCCCAUCACCACCACCACAGGACCAGAAGUAACGAGCACUCUGCCUUCCACAGAGACCACCAUUUCACCAGAAAUAACAACAUUGACAACCAAACCAGUUGUAAAGGUAACCACAGUGCUUCCAGAAGUGACGACCACUGAGGUUCCUACAUCUCCUUCCAAAGAGACCACAGGUCCAGCAGAAACAACAGCACUGACCACCACAGCUGCUCCAAAGACAACAUCCGUGCCAACAGUUGUACCGACCACUCAGCCUUUGGAAACUACUAUUGCCGAGGAAACCACUAUUUCCCCAGAAAAAACAACAUUGCCAAUUACAACUCCUCCAAUCACCACCACCACAGGACCAGAAGUAACGAGCAGUCGGCCUUCCACAGAGACCACCAUUUCACCAGAAAUAACAACAUUGACAACCAAACCAGUUGUAAAGGUAACCACAGUGCUUCCAGAAGUGACGACCACUGAGGUUCCUACAUCUCCUUCCAAAGAGACCACAGGUCCAGCAGAAACAACAGCACUGACCACCACAGCUGCUCCAAAGACAACAUCCGUGCCAACAGUUGUACCGACCACUCAGCCUUUGGAAACUACUAUUGCCGAGGAAACCACUAUUUCCCCAGAAAAAACAACAUUGCCAAUUACAACUCCUCCACUCACCACCACCACAGGACCAGAAGUAACGAGCAGUCGGCCUUCCACAGAGACCACCAUUUCACCAGAAAUAACAACACUGACAACCAAACCAGUUAUAAAGGUAACCACAGUGCUUCCAGAAGUGACGACCACUGAGGUUCCUACAUCUCCUCCCAAAGAGACCACAGGUCCAGCAGAAACAACAGCACUGACCACCACAGCUGCUCCAAAGACAACAUCCGUGCCAACAGUUGUACCGACCACUCAACCUUUGGAAACUACUAUUGCCGAGGAAACCACUAUUUCCCCAGAAAAAACAACACUGCCAAUUACAACUGCUCCCAUCACCACCACCACAGGACCAGAAGUAACGAGCACUCUGCCUUCCACAGAGACCACCAUUUCACCAGAAAUAACAACAUUGACAACCAAACCAGUUGUAAAGGUAACCACAGUGCUUCCAGAAGUGACGACCACUGAGGUUCCUACAUCUCCUUCCAAAGAGACCACAGGUCCAGCAGAAACAACAGCACUGACCACCACAGCUGCUCCAAAGACAACAUCCGUGCCAACAGUUGUACCGACCACUCAGCCUUUGGAAACUACUAUUGCCGAGGAAACCACUAUUUCCCCAGAAAAAACAACAUUGCCAAUUACAACUCCUCCAAUCACCACCACCACAGGACCAGAAGUAACGAGCAGUCGGCCUUCCACAGAGACCACCAUUUCACCAGAAAUAACAACAUUGACAACCAAACCAGUUGUAAAGAUAACCACAGUGCUUCCAGAAGUGACGACCACUGAGGUUCCUACAUCUCCUUCCAAAGAGACCACAGGUCCAGCAGAAACAACAGCACUGACCACCACAGCUGCUCCAAAGACAACAUCCGUGCCAACAGUUGUACCGACCACUCAGCCUUUGGAAACUACUAUUGCCGAGGAAACCACUAUUUCCCCAGAAAAAACAACAUUGCCAAUUACAACUCCUCCAAUCACCACCACCACAGGACCAGAAGUAACGAGCAGUCGGCCUUCCACAGAGACCACCAUUUCACCAGAAAUAACAACACUGACAACCAAACCAGUUGUAAAGGUAACCACAGUGCUUCCAGAAGUGACGACCACUGAGGUUCCUACAUCUCCUCCCAAAGAGACCACAGGUCCAGCAGAAACAACAGCACUGACCACCACAGCUGCUCCAAAGACAACAUCCGUGCCAACAGUUGUACCGACCACUCAACCUUUGGAAACUACUACUGCCGAGGAAACCACUAUUUCCCCAGAAAAAACAACACUGCCAAUUACAACUGCUCCCAUCACCACCACCACAGGACCAGAAGUAACGAGCAGUCGGCCUUCCACAGAGACCACCAUUUCACCAGAAAUAACAACAUUGACAACCAAACCAGUUGUAAAGGUAACCACAGUGCUUCCAGAAGUGACGACCACUGAGGUUCCUACAUCUCCUUCCAAAGAGACCACAGGUCCAGCAGAAACAACAGCACUGACCACCACAGCUGCUCCAAAGACAACAUCCGUGCCAACAGUUGUACCGACCACUCAGCCUUUGGAAACUACUAUUGCCGAGGAAACCACUAUUUCCCCAGAAAAAACAACAUUGCCAAUUACAACUCCUCCACUCACCACCACCACAGGACCAGAAGUAACGAGCAGUCGGCCUUCCACAGAGACCACCAUUUCACCAGAAAUAACAACACUGACAACCAAACCAGUUGUAAAGGUAACCACAGUGCUUCCAGAAGUGACGACCACUGAGGUUCCUACAUCUCCUCCCAAAGAGACCACAGGUCCAGCAGAAACAACAGCACUGACCACCACAGCUGCUCCAAAGACAACAUCCGUGCCAACAGUUGUACCGACCACUCAACCUUUGGAAACUACUAUUGCCGAGGAAACCACUAUUUCCCCAGAAAAAACAACAUUGCCAAUCACAACUCCUCCAAUCACCACCACCACAGGACCAGAAGUAACGAGCAGUCGGCCUUCCACAGAGACCACCAUUUCACCAGAAAUAACAACAUUGACAACCAAACCAGUUGUAAAGGUAACCACAGUGCUUCCAGAAGUGACGACAACUGAGGUUCCUACAUCUCCUUCCAAAGAGACCACAGGUCCAGCAGAAACAACAGCACUGACCACCACAGCUGCUCCAAAGACAACAUCUGUGCCAACAGUUGUACCGACCACUCAACCUUUGGAAACUACUAUUGCCGAGGAAACCACUAUUUCCCCAGAAAAAACAACAUUGCCAAUCACAACUCCUCCAAUCACCACCACCACAGGACCAGAAGUAACGAGCAGUCGGCCUUCCACAGAGACCACCAUUUCACCAGAAAUAACAACAUUGACAACCAAACCAGUUGUAAAGGUAACCACAGUGCUUCCAGAAGUGACGACCACUGAGGUUCCUACAUCUCCUUCCAAAGAGACCACAGGUCCAGCAGAAACAACAGCACUGACCACCACAGCUGUUCCAAAGACAACAUCUGUGCCAACAGUUGUACCGACCACUCAACCUUUGGAAACUACUAUUGCCGAGGAAACCACUAUUUCCCCAGAAAAAACAACAUUGCCAAUCACAACUCCUCCAAUCACCACCACCACAGGACCAGAAGUAACGAGCAGUCGGCCUUCCACAGAGACCACCAUUUCACCAGAAAUAACAACAUUGACAACCAAACCAGUUGUAAAGGUAACCACAGUGCUUCCAGAAGUGACGACCACUGAGGUUCCUACAUCUCCUUCCAAAGAGACCACAGGUCCAGCAGAAACAACAGCACUGACCACCACAGCUGCUCCAAAGACAACAUCCGUGCCAACAGUUGUACCGACCACUCAACCUUUGGAAACUACCAUUGCCGAGGAAACCACUAUUUCCCCAGAAAAAACAACAUUGCCAAUUACAACUCCUCCAAUCACCACCACCACAGGACCAGAAGUAACGAGCAGUCGGCCUUCCACAGAGACCACCAUUUCACCAGAAAUAACAACAUUGACAACCAAACCAGUUGUAAAGGUAACCACAGUGCUUCCAGAAGUGACGACCACUGAGGUUCCUACAUCUCCUUCCAAAGAGACCACAGGUCCAGCAGAAACAACAGCACUGACCACCACAGCUGCUCCAAAGACAACAUCCGUGCCAACAGUUGUACCGACCACUCAGCCUUUGGAAACUACUAUUGCCGAGGAAACCACUAUUUCCCCAGAAAAAACAACAUUGCCAAUUACAACUCCUCCACUCACCACCACCACAGGACCAGAAGUAACGAGCAGUCGGCCUUCCACAGAGACCACCAUUUCACCAGAAAUAACAACACUGACAACCAAACCAGUUGUAAAGGUAACCACAGUGCUUCCAGAAGUGACGACCACUGAGGUUCCUACAUCUCCUCCCAAAGAGACCACAGGUCCAGCAGAAACAACAGCACUGACCACCACAGCUGCUCCAAAGACAACAUCCGUGCCAACAGUUGUACCGACAACUCAACCUUUGGAAACUACUAUUGCCGAGGAAACCACUAUUUCCCCAGAAAAAACAACAUUGCCAAUCACAACUCCUCCAAUCACCACCACCACAGGACCAGAAGUAACGAGCAGUCGGCCUUCCACAGAGACUACCAUUUCACCAGAAAUAACAACAUUGACAACCAAACCAGUUGUAAAGGUAACCACAGUGCUUCCAGAAGUGACGACCACUGAGGUUCCUACAUCUCCUUCCAAAGAGACCACAGGUCCAGCAGAAACAACAGCACUGACCACCACAGCUGUUCCAAAGACAACAUCUGUGCCAACAGUUGUACCGACCACUCAACCUUUGGAAACUACUAUUGCCGAGGAAACCACUAUUUCCCCAGAAAAAACAACAUUGCCAAUCACAACUCCUCCAAUCACCACCACCACAGGACCAGAAGUAACGAGCAGUCGGCCUUCCACAGAGACCACCAUUUCACCAGAAAUAACAACAUUGACAACCAAACCAGUUGUAAAGGUAACCACAGUGCUUCCAGAAGUGACGACCACUGAGGUUCCUACAUCUCCUUCCAAAGAGACCACAGGUCCAGCAGAAACAACAGCACUGACCACCACAGCUGCUCCAAAGACAACAUCCGUGCCAACAGUUGUACCGACCACUCAACCUUUGGAAACUACCAUUGCCGAGGAAACCACUAUUUCCCCAGAAAAAACAACAUUGCCAAUUACAACUCCUCCAAUCACCACCACCACAGGACCAGAAGUAACGAGCAGUCGGCCUUCCACAGAGACCACCAUUUCACCAGAAAUAACAACAUUGACAACCAAACCAGUUGUAAAGGUAACCACAGUGCUUCCAGAAGUGACGACCACUGAGGUUCCUACAUCUCCUUCCAAAGAGACCACAGGUCCAGCAGAAACAACAGCACUGACCACCACAGCUGUUCCAAAGACAACAUCCGUGCCAACAGUUGUACCGACCACUCAACCUUUGGAAACUACUAUUGCCGAGGAAACCACUAUUUCCCCAGAAAAAACAACAUUGCCAAUCACAACUCCUCCAAUCACCACCACCACAGGACCAGAAGUAACGAGCAGUCGGCCUUCCACAGAGACCACCAUUUCACCAGAAAUAACAACAUUGACAACCAAACCAGUUGUAAAGGUAACCACAGUGCUUCCAGAAGUGACGACCACUGAGGUUCCUACAUCUCCUUCCAAAGAGACCACAGGUCCAGCAGAAACAACAGCACUGACCACCACAGCUGCUCCAAAGACAACAUCCGUGCCAACAGUUGUACCGACCACUCAACCUUUGGAAACUACCAUUGCCGAGGAAACCACUAUUUCCCCAGAAAAAACAACAUUGCCAAUCACAACUCCUCCAAUCACCACCACCACAGGACCAGAAGUAACGAGCAGUCGGCCUUCCACAGAGACCACCAUUUCACCAGAAAUAACAACAUUGACAACCAAACCAGUUGUAAAGGUAACCACAGUGCUUCCAGAAGUGACGACCACUGAGGUUCCUACAUCUCCUUCCAAAGAGACCACAGGUCCAGCAGAAACAACAGCACUGACCACCACAGCUGUUCCAAAGACAACAUCCGUGCCAACAGUUGUACCGACCACUCAACCUUUGGAAACUACUAUUGCCGAGGAAACCACUAUUUCCCCAGAAAAAACAACAUUGCCAAUUACAACUCCUCCAAUCACCACCACCACAGGACCAGAAGUAACGAGCAGUCGGCCUUCCACAGAGACCACCAUUUCACCAGAAAUAACAACAUUGACAACCAAACCAGUUGUAAAGGUAACCACAGUGUUUCCAGAAGUGACAACCACUGAGGUUCCUACAUCUCCUUCCAAAGAGACCACAGGUCCAGCAGAAACAACAGCACUGACCACCACAGCUGCUCCAAAGACAACAUCCGUGCCAACAGUUGUACCGACCACUCAACCUUUGGAAACUACCAUUGCCGAGGAAACCACUAUUUCCCCAGAAAAAACAACACUGCCAAUUACAACUGCUCCCAUCACCACCACGACAGGACCAGAAGUAACGAGCAGUCGGCCUUCCACAGAGACCACCAUUUCACCAGAAAUAACAACAUUGACAACCAAACCAGUUGUAAAGGUAACCACAGUGCUUCCAGAAGUGACGACCACUGAGGUUCCUACAUCUCCUUCCAAAGAGACCACAGGUCCAGCAGAAACAACAGCACUGACCACCACAGCUGCUCCAAAGACAACAUCCGUGCCAACAGUUGUACCGACCACUCAGCCUUUGGAAACUACUAUUGCCGAGGAAACCACUAUUUCCCCAGAAAAAACAACAUUGCCAAUCACAACUCCUCCAAUCACCACCACCACAGGACCAGAAGUAACGAGCAGUCGGCCUUCCACAGAGACCACCAUUUCACCAGAAAUAACAACAUUGACAACCAAACCAGUUGUAAAGGUAACCACAGUGCUUCCAGAAGUGACGACCACUGAGGUUCCUACAUCUCCUUCCAAAGAGACCACAGGUCCAGCAGAAACAACAGCACUGACCACCACAGCUGCUCCAAAGACAACAUCCGUGCCAACAGUUGUACCGACCACUCAGCCUUUGGAAACUACUAUUGCUGAGGAAACCACUAUUUCCCCAGAAAAAACAACAUUGCCAAUUACAACUCCUCCAAUCACCACCACCACAGGACCAGAAGUAACGAGCAGUCGGCCUUCCACAGAGACCACCAUUUCACCAGAAAUAACAACAUUGACAACCAAACCAGUUGUAAAGGUAACCACAGUGCUUCCAGAAGUGACGACCGCUGAGGUUCCUACAUCUCCUUCCAAAGAGACCACAGGUCCAGCAGAAACAACAGCGCUGACCACCACAGCUGCUCCAAAGACAACAUCCGUGCCAACAGUUGUACCGACCACUCAACCUUUGGAAACUACUAUUGCCAAAGAAACCACUAUUUCCCCGGAAAAAACAACAUUGCCAAUUACAACUGCUCCCAUCACCACCACCACAGGACCAGAAGUAACGAGCAGUCUGCCUUCCACAGAGACCACCAUUUCACCAGAAAUAACAACAUUGACAACCAAACCAGUUGUAAAGGUAACCACAGUGCUUCCAGAAGUGACGACCACUGAGGUUCCUACAUCUCCUUCCAAAGAGACCACAGGUCCAGCAGAAACAACAGCACUGACCACCACAGCUGCUCCAAAGACAACAUCCGUGCCAACAGUUGUACCGACCACUCAACCUUUGGAAACUACCAUUGCCGAGGAAACCACUAUUUCCCCAGAAAAAACAACAUUGCCAAUAACAACUCCUCCAAUCACCACCACCACAGGACCAGAAGUAACGAGCAGUCGGCCUUCCACAGAGACCACCAUUUCACCAGAAAUAACAACAUUGACAACCAAACCAGUUGUAAAGGUAACCACAGUGCUUCCAGAAGUGACGACCACUGAGGUUCCUACAUCUCCUUCCAAAGAGACCACAGGUCCAGCAGAAACAACAGCACUGACCACCACAGCUGCUCCAAAGACAACAUCCGUGCCAACAGUUGUACCGACCACUCAACCUUUGGAAACUACUAUUGCCGAGGAAACCACUAUUUCCCCAGAAAAAACAACAUUGGCAAUUACAACUGCUCCCAUCACCACCACCACAGGACCAGAAGUAACGAGCACUCUGCCUUCCACAGAGACCACCAUUUCACCAGAAAUAACAACAUUGACAACCAAACCAGUUGUAAAGGUAACCACAGUGCUUCCAGAAGUGACGACCACUGAGGUUCCUACAUCUCCUUCCAAAGAGACCACAGGUCCAGCAGAAACAACAGCAUUGACCACCACAGCUGCUCCAAAGACAACAUCCGUGCCAACAGUUGUACCGACCACUCAGCCUUUGGAAACUACUAUUGCCGAGGAAACCACUAUUUCCCCAGAAAAAACAACACUGCCAAUUACAACUGCUCCCAUCACCACCACCAAAGGACCAGAAGAAACCUCUAUUUUACCAGAAAAAACAACACUGCCAAUUACAACUCCCUCCAUCACCCCUACCACAGGACCAGAAAUAACAACGGCGACAAGUAUCCCGACUUCACUAUUCACCACAUCUAUUCCUACGACAACAAUUGCAAUUUUAACUGGACCCAAACCAACUACUUUACUUCCAACAACAGGCUUGCAAAAGAACAUUAGUAGUACUAUAACUUCACCUGUGACAUCAGCAGCAGUCUGUUGUUUUGUGAAUGGAACAAAUUAUCCCUCAGACACUAUCAUUUAUAAUGUAACUGAUGGCUUUGGGUGGUGCUAUAUUGCAUACUGCAAUGCCACUUGCGACGUUGAUACAAAGUCAUAUUCCUGUUUGACAACACCACCUCCACUUACCACAACACCAUUCAGUACCACAGCAUUUAUGAGUACUCCAACAAGUAUUCCCACUGUUACCACGCUUCCUACAACUGUAGCCCCAGACUGUACCACUAUUAACCCACCAAGAAAGGAUGGGGAGUCCUGGAAAGUGGAUAAUUGCACCACUGCAACAUGUACCAAUGGCUCGGUCAUCUAUGAACCACACAAGUGUAGCCCAGUUGAACAGAUAAACUGUGCAAAUGGCCGAACACCCAUUAAGGUUUAUGAUGAGACUGGCUGUUGCUUCAAAUACGAAUGUGAAUGCUCUUGUAGUGGAUGGAGUGGCUCUCAUUAUGUCACAUUUGAUGGAACCGCUUAUACCUUCAGUGAUAACUGCUCAUACAUUUUGGUUCAAGAAAUUUACAAUACAAAUCUGAAAAUCAUCCUUGACAAGGAAGUAUGCAGCGAUGGGAGCUCCUUCUGCCCACAGAGCCUGAUAAUUACAUACAAUUCCCAGGAUGUUAUUCUGACCCAGAAAAUGACUUCAAAUGGUCCAACCAAUGUGGUGAUGGUGAAUAACAAACAAGUCUAUCCUAUUUUCAAAAAUGUUAAUUACAUCAUCACAAGCACAGGCAUGGAGGUCACAGUGUCAAUUCCAGAGAUUCAGGCUCAAGUGACCUACACAGGCAACACUUUUAACAUUGACUUGCCCUUCUCUGAGUUUCAGGACAAUACAGAAGGUCUAUGCGGGACCUGUGAUAACAGUCAAACAAAUGACUGCAGGUCACCCUCUGGUCAAAUCGAGUCUUGUGAGCACACUGCACCAAAGUGGCAGGUUCCCAAUAAGACGUGCAUAACACCCACCACUCCCCCUCCAAUUACCAUUAGUACCAUUUCUCCCUCCACAACGCCCUACCCAUGCCAGCCAGGCAUUUGUGAGCUCUUCAACAGCAGUGUGUUUGAAGAAUGCCGUAGCAUCAUUCCUUUAGAUCCAUAUAUGAAAAGUUGCACACAGGAUGUGUGCUCUGGAAGCUCUGCUUGCUCGAGCCUGCAGGCUUAUGCAUCUGCAUGCGCUAAGGCAGGAAUGUGCCUGAACUGGAGGAAUUACACUAACGGAGAAUGCGAGGUUACAUGUCCUUCUUCUAAAGUCUAUGAAGCCUGUGGCCCUGCUGUUCCUCCAACCUGCAAUUCUCAGCAUAAUACCAUGUACCAGGAGAUAAUGGAAUCUGCAGAAAAGCAGGAGGGAUGUUUCUGUAUGGAAGGCACCACGCUGUUCAACACAUACUCGGGUGUCUGCGUUACGUCCUGCGCUUGCAUAGGCCCUGAUGGCAGUCCCAAAAUGCCGAACGAAACCUGGCAAGUUGGCUGCCAAACGUGUGAGUGUGAUGGUGAGACCCUGAGCAUACAGUGUAACCCAGUGGUAUGUCCAACCGAGGUGAUGCCCACUUGUGAUCGAGCUGGAGAAGUUCUCAGAAACAAAACAGACGGCUGCUGUGAGAGCUACGAAUGUCAGUGUGAUCCAAAUCAGUGUGUGAUGACCACUGUGGGCUGCCCUCUGGGUUUCACCAAGGACAUGGAUUCAAAACAAGGAGACUGCUGUCCUACAUACACCUGCAAACCUAUGAAAGUCUGUGUGCAGAACGGAACAAUAUAUCAGCCGGGCUCCCCCAUGCCCAGUGAUAACGUGUGUGAGGAAUGCGAAUGUGGCACGGUGAUGGAUCCCAGCACUGAACUUCUGACUCCGGUGUGCACACCAAAAGACUGUAAUCUGACGUGUGACAAGGGUUACGAGAAUAAGCCUGUCCCUGGCAAGUGCUGUGGAGAGUGUGUGAGGACGAGCUGCGUGGUCACGAUUAAUAACGUCACAGUGACCAUCCCGGUUAACGAAACAAUUUCCCCACCUGAUGAUAAAUGUGUGAAAUACACCUGCCAGGAUGUUAACGGUGACCCCAUGGUAAAGGAAAGCAAGAAAAUAUGUCCCGAUUUCAACCCAGAAAUCUGUGUCCCGGGAACAGAGACGACUGAUGCUGACGGCUGCUGCAUGAGCUGUACUCCACAGAGCAACUGUAACGUCCAUACGAACACCACGGUGCUGGUCCAUGACAACUGCAGAAGCACAUCUCCGGUCGAGAUCACUUCCUGCUCGGGAACCUGUGGCACUUCCUCUGUGUACUCUGCAGAGUCCAACACGCUGACGCACGCAUGCUCCUGCUGUCAGGAAGAGAAAACCAGUCAGAAGCAAGUGAAGAUGAUUUGCUCUGAUGGAUCAACGACCAUGUUCACAUACAUUCACAUCGACUCGUGCGGCUGCAUGAAAUCCGACUGCAAAGAAGGAGCGCAGAGACGCCGAAGGAGACGCUGAACAGGCCUCAUUAAUCUUUUAGCAGUGACGGAAAUGUAUUGAUUUAUGUCAUAGCGUAAGUUUCCUCUCUAGUAGUCCAUGUAGUGCUUCUCAUCUUCUUCUCGUAACUGUAUGCAAUAAGUCGUCAAAUGGAGAAAAAUCUGUUUUCACGUUUUUAUUAUUAUUAAUUAUUGUAAGGAAAUGUUAAAAGCUUGCUGGAGUAAGGUGUUCAGUUCGGUGUGCUGUGAUUAUUAUCUUUGUCCUUUGUCUUUUAGUUCUCAAUAAACUACUGCAGUUUAAAGCUU
Messenger RNA from Ictalurus furcatus (blue catfish), 17177 nucleotides. RefSeq names its product mucin-5AC. Gene Ontology annotation, cellular component: extracellular matrix. The record is from RefSeq and is a predicted model, not a curated record. NCBI's taxonomy places the organism in Eukaryota, Metazoa, Chordata, Actinopteri, Siluriformes, Ictaluridae. Bases 154 to 16893 code for a protein of 5579 amino acids. Gene Ontology annotation, molecular function: protein binding. The transcript has 48 exons.